Molecule: messenger RNA, 947 nt
Organism: Mytilus californianus (California mussel)
Lineage: Eukaryota; Metazoa; Mollusca; Bivalvia; Mytilida; Mytilidae
Product: deoxyribonuclease-1-like
Exons: 8
Coding region: 5-892 (295 amino acids)
Biological process (GO): DNA catabolic process
Cellular component (GO): nucleus
Molecular function (GO): DNA nuclease activity
Source: RefSeq, a predicted model, not a curated record
UGCAAUGUGUAGAUAUCUUGUGAUCGGCUUAGUGCUGUAUACGGCAUUACUGAUUCAAGCAAAACCUAGAGGUCGUAAUGGUCCAAAAUGCCGUAGUGGGGCUCCACUUUUGGUAUCGGCCUUUAACAUCAAAACGUUCGGAAAAUCUAAAAUGAGUGACCCUGAAAUAGCUAACUAUAUCAAAGAGAUAGUACUUAGGUAUGACUUGAUUUUGAUACAAGAAAUACGAGAUAUAAGCGGUGAGGCGUUACAAGAUCUUUGGACUCUCGUUAACAAGACCGAUAGUUGCGGUAUGGCAGUAAGUGAACGUCUUGGAAGAUCUUCAUACAAAGAACAAUAUGCUUACUUCUACAAAUUACGUACGUUGGAAUUAUUAGAUGUUCACCAGUAUGAUGACGGUCCUGAUGAUUACAGUGACUGGUUUGAAAGGGAACCAUACAGUGCUCUCUUCCAACCUGUACACGGGGGAACAGAUACGAGAUUUGUUGUGACCGGUAUACAUGCUAAACCAGACGAUGCUGUCGCAGAAAUUGGUUAUUUGUAUAAUGUGUACAAAGACACAUUGGGGAAAUGGGGAAUAACGAAUAUAUUGACAUUCGGAGACUUCAAUGCGGAUUGUUCGUACGCCAAGGUUGAAGAGUUGGCUUCAAAGACAUUUUAUUAUGACAAUGUUGACUUCCAUUGGCUGCUUGAUUGGAAUGCUGAUACUACCACUUCUCAAAACACUAACUGUGCUUAUGAUAGAAUCGUAGUCUCUGGAACCAAGCUUCAGCAGUCAGUAUAUCCAGGUUCAGCUAAUGUGUAUUUGUUCGAGAACACCUUUGGAUUAACUUACGAAAGGAUGUUGGAUGUUAGCGACCAUUAUCCUGUAGAAGUGCAACUUAUCUUGUAAGAAACCUGUCGUGGGACAGGUCAUGGGACAAGUGUCUUAUUUCAAUAAAAAUCAC